Capsicum annuum is the source of this 2349-nucleotide messenger RNA. Its product is annotated as conserved oligomeric Golgi complex subunit 6. The record is from RefSeq and is a predicted model, not a curated record. The transcript has 11 exons. Bases 156 to 2231 code for a protein of 691 amino acids. Gene Ontology annotation, biological process: intra-Golgi vesicle-mediated transport. Gene Ontology annotation, cellular component: COG complex. Lineage: Eukaryota; Viridiplantae; Streptophyta; Magnoliopsida; Solanales; Solanaceae.
CCAAACCAAAAUUUAAUCCGGCCCAUAAUCAAAGCCCAUAGUCAUUUCUACUCUGUUACUCUGAAGAGAUCUUCAACUCCGAUCAGUUCACAUAUACGUACAAAUUCAUAUAUCUAUAGAUUAUCUCCGGCAGAGUAAAUCAACGGUGGCCGGCGAUGGCAUUGGCACCGGGACUAUCUCGGAAGCUGAAAAAAGUAUUGGAAACUCGAACAGACACGCCGGAUCUACUCGCAUCGCUCAAUACUCUCUCCGAAUUCUACACCGAAAACACACCGCAUUCUCGCCGGAACCUCCGAUCCACUAUUGAGAAGCGUUCGCUAUCUAUUAACGAAGAGUUCCUCCUUUCCUCCGCAGCUGCUCAGAAGGCGUUGGAUCGAGUGGAAAAAGAAGUUAAUGAGAUCGUUGAAUGCUGUGACAAAAUUGCACUGGCUUUAAGCAGUUGCAAUGCCACGACUGCCGAUAUUAUCAGUACCACAGAACGGCUAAAACAGGAAUUUGAAGUUACUACACAGAGGCAAGAAAUUGUGUCAUGCUUUCUUCGUGAUUAUCAGCUAUCCCCGGAAGAGAUUAAUGCUUUACGGGAAGAAGACCUGGAUGAGAAUUUUUUUAAGGCACUUGCUCAUGUUCAAGAAAUCCAUGCCAACUGCAAAGUGCUUCUCAGGACACACCACCAACGUGCUGGUUUGGAGCUCAUGGAUAUGAUGGCCACGUAUCAAGAAGGAGCAUAUGAACGUCUUUGCAGGUGGGUUCAGACAGAGUGUAGGAGACUCGGUGAUGUUGAUAACCCUGAAGUUGGCGAACUUCUGAGAACAGCAGUCAGGUGUCUUAAAGAAAGACCAGUGCUUUUUAAAUAUUGUGCUGAAGAGGUGGCAAACAUGAGGCACAAUGCUCUGUUUAGAAGAUUUAUAAGUGCUCUUACACGCGGAGGACCUGGUGGACUUCCCAGGCCAAUUGAAGUGCAUGCUCACGAUCCUUUAAGAUACGUUGGUGACAUGCUGGGAUGGUUGCAUCAGGCAUUGGCAUCUGAAAGAGAGCUUGUCCUUGGAUUGCUUGAUCCUGAUGCAUCAGAUACUAGACCAACUAGUCAUCACUACUCCAAAGGCAUAGACUGCGAGUCUGGGAAGACAGAAUCUGACUUGACUUUUGUUCUAGACAGGAUUUUUGAAGGAGUUUGCCGCCCUUUUAAAGUUAGAGUGGAACAAGUUUUGCACUCUCAACCUAAUCUUAUAAUUUCUUACAAGCUUAGCAAUACACUGGAGUUCUAUUUCUACACGAUAUCGGAUUUGCUGGGGAUAGAAACAUCUCUAUGUAAUACCUUACUGGUUCUCAAGGAAGCAGCGCAGAAAACAUUUUUUGACAUACUAAAGAGUCGAGGCGAGAAGCUUUUGAGGUAUCCUCCAUUGGUAGCUGUUGAUCUUUCUACACCACCAGCUUUAAGGGAAGGAGUUUCAGUGCUGCUUGAAAUUAUUCAAACACAUGAUAGCAUGAUGAUUCCUGCAUCAGGAAAGAAGCCUGACUUUGAUCCAGUUAUAUCUGCUUUGCUAGACCCUAUUAUUCAGAUGUGUGAGCAAGCAGCAGAGGCGCACAAAUCAAAAGGUUCCAUACACUCCUCAAGAAGGAAUAGAAUUACAUCUGAUCCAAGUCAACACCGCAGGACAUCUGUGGAUGCUCUUCUGGAUGGCAACAGUUCAGCACCUUUACCGCAGACCAGUGAAACUCCUGCCAAAAUUUUCCUAAUCAACUGUUUAUGUGCCAUCCAACAACCACUUUUAGGACAUGAAGUUGCAGGUGGCUAUGUGAAGAAGUUAGGUGUGAUGAUUGACAAUCACAUAAAUGCUCUUGUGGAAAAAGAAGUUGAGGCUAUUCUAAGAAGAUGUGGUUUAGUAAAUAAGAUGUCACAUUUCCGCAAGUCAUUAGAAAUUAAUGAAUCUGACUACUCCAUAACUAGGACACCAUUAGCAGAACAAGAGGAUACAUCUCCAGUUGCUGUUGCCGAGAGUUUGAAGAGUUUAUUUGGUCUCAUUUUGGGCAGUGAAACUGCGAUUCCUGAAUUUGAGCAGAUGCAAGUUCCAAGAUUGCGAUCAGAAACUAGUGUUCAGGUAUCUAGGUCACUUGCCGAAGCCUAUGAGCUUAUUUACCGGGCUAUCAUGGACCCUGAGAAUGGCUACCCUGAUCCCAAGUCAUUGGCUAGACAUCCACCUGAUCAGAUAAGAACAAUUUUGGGAAUUUGAUAACGAAUUAUACUUGUAAUUUGUAGUACAUGAUUAUUGUGUCAAAAGUAUGUCUGAUAUUUGUAUUUUUCACUCUUCUAUUUCUUUCUUCAAUAUUUGGUUCGUAUGUUCUUCCUUC